GACUGUGCACAGGGCACAGUCAUGAAAUAGUUUGGGAGAGAAGCAGUUUUACAUUAUAUGAAGUGAGUGCACAGCGGAAACGAAGCUGCAGAAACUGGAGUGGAUUAUCGACUGACUGACUGAUGAAGGAAUCUGCAGGAGAGAAAUUUACCUGCAGAGUACAACUGGAUGAUUGGUGUCGGUGAUGGGAGCCGGUGUGCGUUAGAACCAGAUCAGAAUACUUCACCUGGUUGUUCUGUUUUUUUUUUCUUUCCCGCUCAUGGUUUUUCAUGCUGAACGGGGAGGAUGCGUAUCUUUUUACCUUGCUGCGUUUUCCUCUGGGCAAUGUUACCGCAGAGCGACAUGCAGGGUGCUGUACCUGCCACAGAGUUGAACUGCUGUGAAGGGGAUAUUCUCAUCCUGCUGGAUUCUUCAGGAAGUGUAGCACACUACGAAUUCUCCCGCCUGCUGCGUUUCACUGCCGACCUGCUUCGGCCCUUCUCAUUGGGCCCUGGACAUGUGAAAGUCGGGCUGCUGCAAGUGGGCACAAGCCCAAAAUUGGUGUUCGACCUGAACACCCACGACAGUCAGGAAAGUCUACAGACGGCCCUGCAACAUGUCCACCAUCUGCAGGGAAACACCAACAAUGUGGCAGCACUUAAGGUGGCCCAGCGGCUCCUGACAGAGACAGAGGAGAGCCUGCCAAAGAUACUGCUGUGGCUGACUGAUGGUGCGCAGCCUGGAGACGUGGUCGAGCCCUUGACGGAGCUGAAGGAGUGGGGAGUGUCUGUGCUGAUCGUGUCCACAGUACAUGGCAACUACCAGGUGUUACAGAGUGCAGUGACACCUCCUCUGGAGUCCCACCUGUACUUUGUGGAAUUCGACAACGUCGCCAUCAUCACAGAAGAUCUGAGGAAGGCCAUCAUCAAAAUCAUUCGUGCAGAACGACUGCAAGUGGUUCACUUGACCUCCAACAGUGCUGUGCUGCAGUGGCGUCCCAUUCUGACAGCAGACAGUGGUAUUUAUGAGCUCUGGUAUAACUCCAUGUUGAACACGGACCCCGAGACCAGACGUACCAUCUCAGGUGGCUCCACCCGGAUGGAGCUGACAGACCUCCAGCCUGAUACCACCUACACAGCGUCUCUCCGCCCAGAGUCCAAUCAGAGGCUGUAUGACACACUCUCUGUGACCUUCACCACACUUCCUGAUGUUGUAAGCCCGUCAGAGGUCUCCGUGUCAGACUCCGGCCCUCAUCAGAUCCGCGUGAGCUGGGGACCUCUGCAGCCGGCCCGCGUCCAGAGAUACACGGUGGAGUACGGAGCUAUUCCGAGUGGUCAAGUCCAGACUGUGACGUUUCAUAGCCAGCAGAAUUCUACUUUGCUUACAGGCCUGGACCAGGGCACUCAGUACCUGGUCACAGUCAGCGCUCUGCAUGUCGAUGGAAAAGAAAGAGCCAUGUCAGUGAGGGCAUGCACUCAGGAGGCCACUCCACCCGCUCUGGCCGACCUACAGCUGACCCCUGUGCAGCCUCAGGAGGUGCAGGUAGCGUGGAUGGCCCAUCAGGAAGGCCUGAAGGGCUACUGGCUCAAGUGGGAGAGAAAAAACUCCCAGGCCUCCUCCGUCUACCUGUCUCCCAGCUCUCGUUCCACGCGGCUCACACACCUUUCCCCGGGCAGCCAAGUGUGUGUGUCUCCAGUCUACAGCUCGGGCCUGGGUGACGGGUUGUGCUGCACUGCACUGCACACAGGCUAAAUAUAAGCCCUGUGUUAUCUUUACCUUUUUUUUUUACUUAAUUCCCAUUUGUACAUUGCAGGAUUAGUUCACUGGAGGUAGUUUAAUUUCCUGUUUCUCUGAUAGAUUUCUAGCCAGUGGGGUUAACAACCAGAGACUGCAGCAAAAAACAUGGAUGAAAUUAUGUUUUUUAAGCCAAGAGUUUAUCACAUCACUCCGGCCCUGUGUCCUCACAAUGUCUGUGUGAAUACAGAGCAUAAUUGAUUCUUUCUUUGUCCUGCAAAGAAAAACAUCCCCAAAUUCAUCCAGACACAUUUCAUUUAUUCAGUAAUUCAGGAGCAUCCACAGCUGCAGAGUCUGAAGAUAGACAGUAAUUACUGUCAACAUAAGGAGCUAUUAUUACUCAUAAUAAUUAUUUAUUAUCAUUACUAUUAUAAUGCCAACCUUCUCUUAAAAUGAACUGUUAAAUUAUUGUAGCUGUCUUGUUGUUUACCUUCCUAUUUGCCCUGUGGAAUCAAAAUCUAAAUUAGUAGCAUCACCUGUUGAUUGAACUGAGACUUCUCUCAUCUGACAAGUGACAACAGUUUAUAUAGAGUUUAUAAAUAAAGAUCAAGAUAAGAAAUUAACAGAUUUUAAGUAUAAAAAGUCCCUCUGAGUUGCAGAGUAAAACGAAUGCAAUUAAAGUACCGAAAUGAACUGUUACAUCCACAUCUUUAUUCAUUUAAAUUGUCAAAAUAAGGAAAAUAAAAACUACAGGCAUCAAUUCAGAGGUCAUCUUAACCCUCAAACUCUAAGACAUUUCUACAUUAGAAGUGUUAAGCAUAUUUAAUUGAUUAACAUUAACCUGUAGCUUUGAAAACCAAGCCACAGGACUAGGACCAUGUUAGCACAACACUCGCUCAGAUAGAGAAUCUUUCGUCCUGAUGAAUGUAUGUUGAUUUGAUAAAAUAAUAAGAGUAUGUGUAAAAAAGUUGUGCCCAUGGGCUGCAGACAACAAACCAUGGUGUAUGGACCAACAGAGAAAUGUCACACUGGUGUUUCUUAUCCUAUAAAAUCCAAAUUUCAGAUUGUUGUUUUCCACCUGUGGCCUCUUGACUGACUUCUUUUUGAUAUUAUUGGUUAUUUAUCCAUCCAUUAUCUAUCUUGUAAGAGUCAUGUCGGGGAGCUGGAGCCAAUCCCAGCUGACAUUGGGAGAGAGGCGGGGUACAGAGUUUGCCAGUGUAUUACAGGACCAACAUACAUAGACAAACAACCAUUCACACUCACUUUCACAGCUACGAAUAAUUUAGAGUCUCCAAUUAACCUAGGCCCAUUGUGGAUGUCUUGAACUGUGGGAGGAAGCCAGAGAGAAAUCCCACUCACACACGGGGAGAACAUCCAUUCGUCAUUCCUGUGACUUUCAGCAGCAAAUUAGGCAAAUAAGUCAGAGAUAGAUGAAUUUCAAUUUGACAGUCAGUUAUACAAACGCAGGGAGGGGCUGAUGUUUGUAAAGGCUGAGAAUGAUUUUAUGUCUCUUAUGCAAUCAGCUCUUGAGAUCAGAGUGACUUAAUGUCACACCCUGUUAAAGCCCUAUGAGAUGAAUUGUAAUUUGUGAAUAUGGGCUAUACAAAUAAAAUUUGAUUGAUUGAUUGAUUGAUUAAUCUCUGUAGUCAUAUCAGGCUUCUGUGCAGCACAGAACACAGAGUGAACAUCUGUUGUGAAUUAUAUAUUUUUUGCUUCGUAGAUAUCUUUAUGUGCUUGUGAAUUUCUGAUCAGGAUUGUAUCUUAAAAAUGUAUCUCAAAGCAAAUCAAAUUUUGCAAAAUGUUUACAUAAAGAAGAUUUUAUUAAAGAUAUAUUUGCACUGGGA
Molecule: messenger RNA, 3557 nt
Organism: Pleuronectes platessa (European plaice)
Lineage: Eukaryota; Metazoa; Chordata; Actinopteri; Pleuronectiformes; Pleuronectidae
Product: von Willebrand factor A domain-containing protein 1
Exons: 5
Coding region: 286-1731 (481 amino acids)
Molecular function (GO): protein binding
Source: RefSeq, a predicted model, not a curated record